Molecule: messenger RNA, 1391 nt
Organism: Andrographis paniculata
Lineage: Eukaryota; Viridiplantae; Streptophyta; Magnoliopsida; Lamiales; Acanthaceae
Product: loganic acid O-methyltransferase-like
Exons: 3
Coding region: 71-1153 (360 amino acids)
Biological process (GO): methylation
Molecular function (GO): S-adenosylmethionine-dependent methyltransferase activity
Source: RefSeq, a predicted model, not a curated record
UAUUACCAAUUCACAUUAGUUCUAACAUAAAAAAAAUCACCAAACAGGGCGCAGCCAUUUCGUGGAAAUUAUGGUUCAGGGAGAAUCCAAUAAAUCAGCUAAUUCUUCCAAACACCACAUGGUCGGCGGGGAAGGUCCUCAUAGUUAUCUCCGAAAUUCCGAAUACCAGAAACAGCUCCUGCUCUCUGCUGACGAUUCAAUCCAGGACCUGAUUUCUCACCAUCUAGACGCCGGAAAUCCUCCCCGGACCUUCCGAAUUGCCGAUUUCGGGUGUUCGGUCGGUCCCAACGCAAUCCAGGCCGUCGAAAACAUCAUCAAAGCCGUCAAAAUCAAGUUCGAAAAUUCCAGGUCGACGCCCGAUUUCCAUGUCUUCUUCAACGACCUAAUUGGUAGCGAUUUCGACACUCUCUUCAAAAACCUGCCGUCUCCGAGGAACUACUUCGCCGCAGCGUCGCCUGGAUCGUUCCACACGCAACUUUUUCCUAAAUCGACGCUUAAUUUUGCGCACUGCUCGACCGCGCUCCACUGGCUGUCAAGGAUUCCAGUAGAAGUGACAGACCGGAGCUCGCCUGCCUGGAACGCCGGCAGAAUUCACUAUUCCGGCGCUGGUCAAGCCGUCCGACAGGCGUAUUCGGAUCAGUACGCCGCCGACAUGGAAGCGUUUCUUACCGCCAGGGCGACGGAGCUCGUCCCCGGCGGAUUAAUGGCAGUUGUGGUACUCGGCUUCCCCGACGGUGUCGUUUCUUCCGAUUCGAGUAUCGGAAAGGCCUUCGACAUCCUCGGAUCGUGUCUCUGCGACAUGGCGCGAGCGGGGAAAAUUGAUGAGGAGAGAGUUGAUUCGUUCAACUUGCCGUUCUACUAUCCGUCGCCGUCGGAGCUGACGGCGCUGAUAGAGGCGAACGGUUCGUACCGUAUCGAAAAAAUGGCGGCGCUGGCUGCUCCGAUGAGGCGCCGCCCCGACGCCGCCGUGCUGACGUCGCACCUGAGAGCUGUUAUAGAGGUGCUUGUGGAGGAACACUUUGGCAAUGGAGUGGUUGAAGAAUUGUUUGCCAGACAUUAUGAGAAGCUGCUGAAGAGUCCAAUUUUGGUCGAUGAAAAGUUCUGGAAAGAGACCAAUUACUUCGUGUUUCUCAAACGGGAAGAAGACUUGUGAAACGACGUCGGAUUAUGAUGUAUUGGCCUGCUUCUUUUUUCGUAGUCUCUGGUUUGUGCGAGAAUUGGUGAAUUUAAUAGAAAAAAAAAGGUAACUUUAAGAUCAAGGAUCAAAUCAAUUCAGGUUCUUGAUUUCAAUUUCGAAUUGUUUCUGUUCUACUUUUUACAUUUUUAUAAAAUGAUGUAAAAGAUUUGGAGUAGACAAGACUUUGUUUAUUUUAUACAGAUAUUAUUGAAUU